This is a messenger RNA of Lemur catta (Ring-tailed lemur), 1429 nucleotides long. It is a transcript of the gene PACC1, whose product is annotated as proton activated chloride channel 1. The coding region runs from base 136 to 1188 and encodes 350 amino acids. Gene Ontology annotation, cellular component: cell surface. The transcript has 8 exons. The record is from RefSeq and is a predicted model, not a curated record. Lineage: Eukaryota; Metazoa; Chordata; Mammalia; Primates; Lemuridae.
CGAGGCGCAUGCGCCCCGGGCCGCCACGCCUGGUCCCCGGGACGCCCGUGCAAACCGGUUUUGCCUCGCAGAGCCGGCAGGUCCUGGCGCUGGGGCUGUAGCGGUCUCCGGUGUGCCGUACGUCCGGUCAGUGCCAUGAUCCGGCAGGAGCGCUCCACAUCCUACCAGGAGCUGAGUGAGGAGUUGGACCAGGUGAUUGAGAACUCAGAGCAGGCAGACAAGCAGGACAACGAGACGAUCAAAGUCCAAGGUCCGGGUUUCUUACCAGGCCUGGACAGCGAGUCUGUCUCCAGCAGCAUCCGCUUCAGCAAGGCCUGCCUGAAGAAUGUCUUCUCGGUCCUGCUUAUCUUCAUCUACCUGUUGCUCAUGGCCGUGGCCGUCUUCCUGGUUUACCAGACCAUCACGGACUUUCGUGAGAAACUCAAGCACCCUGUCAUGUCUGUGUCUUACAAAGAGGUGGAUCGCUAUGAUGCCCCAGGUAUUGCCCUAUAUCCUGGUCAGGCCCAGUUGCUCAGCUGUAAGCACCAUUACGAGGUCAUUCCCCCUCUGAUGAACCCUGGCCAGCCAGGUGACAUGAAUUGUACCACCCAGAGGAUUAACUACACGGACCCUUUCUCCAACCAGACCAUGAAAUCCGCCUUGAUUGUCCAGGGGCCCCGGGAAGUGAAGAAGCGGGAGCUGGUCUUCCUCCAGUUCCGCCUGAACAAAAGUAGUGAGGACUUCAGUGCCAUUGAUUACCUCCUCUUCUCUUCUUUCCAGGAGUUCCUGCAAAGCCCAGACAGGGUAGGCUUCAUGCAGGCCUGUGAGAGUGCCUAUUCCAGCUGGAAGUUCUCUGGGGGCUUCCGCACCUGGGUCAAGAUGUCACUGGUGAAGACCAAGGAAGAGGAUGGGCGGGAAGCAGUGGAGUUCCGGCAGGAGACGAGUGUGGUUAACUACAUUGACCAGAGGCCAGCUGCCGAAAAAAGUGCUCAGUUGUUUUUUGUGGUCUUUGAAUGGAAAGAUCCUUUCAUCCAGAAAGUCCAAGAUAUAAUCACUGCCAAUCCUUGGAACACAAUUGCUCUUCUCUGUGGGGCCUUCUUGGCAUUAUUUAAAGCAGCAGAGUUUGCCAAACUGAGUGUGAAAUGGAUGAUCAAAAUUAGAAAGAGAUACCUUAAAAGAAGAGGUCAGGCAACAAACCACAUAAGCUGAAGUCGCCUUGCGUUAUUCAUGGAACUGCCAACGUUAAUGGAAGUUCUUACCACUUCCACUUUGAUAAACUGAGCUACCAGCAAUCCUGUACUCACUUGAAGAAAUGGGGCCUUGCUGGGAGGAACAGCAACUUCUAACCUGGCCCAAAAAGAGCCUGUUUAGAGCCUAACAGAAAAGAUCCAAUGGGUAACCUGAAAGUUAUUUAAGUGUUUAAAUUAUUAGUAAUCAUUUUAAAGAGCUG